Molecule: messenger RNA, 4430 nt
Organism: Silurus meridionalis
Lineage: Eukaryota; Metazoa; Chordata; Actinopteri; Siluriformes; Siluridae
Gene: cngb1a
Product: cyclic nucleotide gated channel subunit beta 1a
Exons: 41
Coding region: 160-4278 (1372 amino acids)
Biological process (GO): retina homeostasis; monoatomic cation transmembrane transport
Cellular component (GO): plasma membrane; intracellular cyclic nucleotide activated cation channel complex; photoreceptor outer segment
Molecular function (GO): intracellularly cGMP-activated cation channel activity; intracellularly cAMP-activated cation channel activity; cGMP binding
Source: RefSeq, a predicted model, not a curated record
CCUUUCCUGAUAGAACCUAAUCAUAGCUAAUCCUAUUAUUUUAGCUUCAGUAUCGCUAAUCCUACCAUUCCUCCAAGUACCUGUCCUCUAGCCAGGUCUUCAAUCUCUGAGAUGAUUGCCUAUGCCUAAACAGCUAAGACGUGCGUUUUGAGCUGAAGGAUGUUUAGUUGGGUGGUGAAAGUUGUCCCUCAACCUCCAGAGAAGCCUGUAAAGCCGGAAGAGGAAGUCAAAGGCAAUACACAACAAACAUUAGAACCAUCAGUUAAGGAGCAAAAGGUUCAAAAAGAAGCCAAUCCUGCUAAGCUGAAAGAGGAUAAAGUUUCAGAAGAAAUCAGUACUCAGGGUGGUGUAUUGACCUGGAUUUCUCAGGGUUUGACCAGUGCUCUCCCUCAGCCUGCAACUACACCUCAAACGGACAAGGCAGAGAGUGAUGCCAAGCAACAAGAGGAAAACAGCACCAGUAAAGCAAAUGAAGAGACAGGGGUGAUAACCUGGAUUGUGCAGGGAUUAGGCAAAGUGGUUCCACAACCUGAUGACAAGCACAAACAGCAGACUGAAUCCCAGGUGACUGAGGUUCCAAAAGUAGUGCCAGAGGUGAAGGUAGAGCCCACCGUACAGGAGGUUAAAGAGGUUAAAGAAAUUAAAGUGGAACCUGAGCCUCCACCUAAAGCCCCUGUGGUGGAGGUGGUUCCUGAUGCAGAACCUGAAGGAGACCAGUCCUUAACUCCCAAGGUAAUGGAGUGGAUAAAGCAAGGAUUUGAGAAGGUGGUUCCUCAGCCUGGACACUCUCCAUCUGUUACAGAUUCUUCAGAAAAAAAGGAACCUACUACAGAUACUGCACCUCUGAUUUCAAAGGCACCUGAACUCUCAGCAGCUGAGGAAACAACCAAGAGCACAAAUGUGGAGGGGGAAGCCAAUGUGGUUGGCUGGAUUGUACAGGGACUCGGUCGCAUUAUGCCACAGCCUGUUGUGAAACCAAAAGAGGAUACUUCAGAUACAGUUCAAAACAUCUAUAUCCUGCAAGAGGACUGUGUGCAAGAGGAGAACCUAGUAGUGGAGCAAAACCUGGUGCUGGAGAAGGACAUGGUGCUGGAGGAGGUUGACUCAGACUGGGAACAGCAGCAAGUCAAGCAGGGUGGUUUGCUUGUUGAGAAGCUGGAGAUACAGGAUGAAACUCAGAUGGAGGAUCAGAUUUGCUCUCCACUGGAGGUUCUACAUAACACCACACCUUAUAUCUUGCUCACACAGCAGGAAGAUGCUGAGACACAAACAGAGCGCUGGACACCUUUAAUAGAAAACAUAAGACACGAGGCUGAGGAAGCAGCUUUGGUCGCCAUGCAAGAGAGACUGGUGCGUGAGCAUCUGGAGGCGGCGAGGAUGGCGGAGGAGUUGGCACGCCAGGCUGCUGAAUUGGCAGUGAGACAGCUGGAAGAGGAACACACUGUAAUCAGAAUCACAGAGUCAGAACGUCUGUCUGAACAAGACAACGGAGAGCAGCUCUUCAACAUCCAGGAGGAAGAGAAUGAAGAUGACCCAGAGUUACAGCCCCUGCGUGAGGAGAGCGAGGAAGACAGUGGGGAGAGUAAAAAUGCUGAAGCAGACAUUAAGAGGUGUCUUGUGGAUGUUUGCCUAGUUGAGGAUCUUCAAACACAUAAAACUGAGAUUAAAGAGCAGAUGCCACAAAAGGAGGCGUCACCAGAGCCACCUCCUGCAAGUCAACCGGAGAUAGUACACACUCCACCACUAAAGACAACUGUCCAACCAAAGCCUGAUGGAGAAGAUCAAGCAAGAGCAAAUACCCCUUCACCUAUAGAGUCAUCAUCUGUUAAGAGCCCUCCACUUGUAAUGUCUCCAGAUGUAAUCAAUCAGCCUGAAACGGCUUCUUCAGGUCCAUCUCCUCCAGCUAUAAUACAGGAACCUAAGGAGCUUAAAGAAGAAUGUGGAGAAUGUCCGCACGUGAAUGUUGAGGAAGUAGAGGAUGCAUCUAUUCCUACUGUACCUCAAAUUGUUGAACCCCAGGAGUCAAACGCUGUUACCCUAACUGUUCCUGUUCCUGUGAUGGCUAUUCAGAGCAAAGCAGUGCACAUUGAGAAGGUUCUCCAGACGGAAGAACAAAUUGAAGGGGAUGAAAUGGAGAAAGAGGAAACUCUGACCCCCAGGCGUGGCCUCCUCACUGUGGAGGAAGAAGACUCCGAGCGUCCUUUCUCUUCAGCCAGUCAGACAAGUGUUGUGGUAAAUGAACGUCUGCAGGUGCUGAUCAGGCUGUUUAAGGAACGAACAGAACGAGCUAAAGAGAGGCUGAUUGACCCCGACGAGUCUGAAGAAGAGAGUCCCUCAGCAACACCUUCCAAAAAGGCUGCUGCUGCCCCUCCACCUCCACCACCUCCUCCCGAUGAGGAGAAAAAAGAUGUUCCUGCUGGUGAUGAGAUUGAAGAAGAGCAGUUCCUGGAGUUCAUGGGCUACCAAGUCAAAGUGCCCAAAAUGCCUCAAAUGCCAGACUGGCUAAGAGCCAUCGUGGAGUAUCGUUUCCCUUCCAGCAUCGACCCUUUCACUGAUAUGAUCUAUGUGGUGUGGCUGUUUUUUGUGAUGUGCGCUUGGAACUAUAACGUGUGGUUGAUCCCAGUUCGUUGGGCAUUCCCAUAUCAAACUUCAGAGAACAUCCACCUGUGGCUGCUAGCUGAUUACUUAUGUGACGCCAUCUACAUCCUGGACAUUACGGUCUUUCAGCCUAGGCUUGAGUUCGUCCGUGGGGGAGAUAUAGUGUGUAAUAAAAAAGAUAUGAGGGAACAUUACAUGAAAACAGAACGAUUUAAGAUGGACGUGAUCAGUCUGAUGCCCCUGGACAUCUUGUACUUUUUUACAGGUGUUAAAUCCAUUCUGCGCUUCCCGCGUCUUUUAAAGUACAUGGCGUUCUUUGAAUUUAAUGAUCGUCUGGAGGCGGUAAUGAAAAAAGCCUACAUUUACAGAGUGAUCCGGACCAGCCUGUACCUGCUCUACUCGUUGCACUGCAACGCCUGUCUAUUCUACUGGGGCUCUGAUUAUGAAGGCCUCGGCUCUACUAAAUGGGUCUAUGAUGGCAGAGGCAACAGUUAUAUCCGCUGCUACUACUUUGCUGUAAAAACUCUGAUCACUAUCGGAGGUCUUCCAGAUCCCACGACAGUCUUCGAAAUUGUCUUUCAGCUGGUUAAUUAUUUUGUGGGUGUGUUCGCUUUCUCAAUUAUGAUUGGGCAGAUGAGAGAUGUAGUAGGAGCAGCCACUGCAGGUCCGGCGUACUACAGGUCAUGUGUGGACAGCACAGUGAAGUACAUGACCGCCUAUCGCAUCCCACGUGAGGUUCAGAACAGAGUCAAGACCUGGUAUGACUACACCUGGCAAUCACAAGGCAUGCUGGAUGAACAGGAGUUGCUCAUACAGCUGCCUGAUAAGAUGCGUCUGGACAUCGCCGUCGAUGUGAACUACACCAUUGUCAGCAAAGUGGCCCUUUUCCAGGGUUGUGACAGACAGAUGAUAUUUGACAUGUUGAAGAGUCUGAAGUCUGUGGUCUACCUCCCAGGAGACUAUGUUUGUAAGAAGGGUGAGAUCGGCAGGGAGAUGUACAUCAUUAAAGCAGGAGAGGUGCAGGUAGUUGGAGGCCCUGACGGUAAAACAGUGUUUGUGACUUUAAGGGCCGGAUCUGUGUUCGGGGAAAUCAGCUUGUUGGCUGUAGGUGGAGGAAACAGGCGCACUGCUAAUGUUGUGGCACAUGGCUUUGCCAACCUCUUCAUCCUGGAUAAGAAGGACCUCUCUGAGAUCAUGGUGCACUACCCUGAGUCGCAAAAAAUACUGCGCAAGAAGGCCAAGAAGAUGCUAACAAAGGAUAAAAAACCUGAAGAAGAGAAAGGGUCGGGUAAGGAAUCUGGUCAGGUGAUCUCAACACGUCAAGAGACUCCCAAACUGUUUAAAGCCGCCCUGAAGGUGGGAAAAGGAGAAGCGUUCGCUAAAUUGAAGGAGACCUACAAAGACACUGGAGCCACACUACAGCCUUCAGACAGUACAGCGGCAUCCACUGCAGCAGCGCCUGUGCCUCCUCCUUCACCCAUUCAUCGCCGCUCACCUAUCCAAUGCACGGUCACCCAGGACGACGCCGACGAAGACAUGGUUGCACAGACCACGGACAGCACGAUGAUCAUCCGCAUAACCCCACACCAACAUGGAGAGGAGAUCCUUAGUGUCGAAAUGGCAGAAGAAGAAGAUGGAAAGGCUGAGACGACUGACCAGGAGGAGAAGAAAGACAAAUAGAAACUUAAGAAGACAUCGGCUUGGGAAAUGACCUGAUAUAUUAUUAUGAUUUUACUAUUACAAAGAAAUAUUUUAAAUGAAUCCACAUGCAAAUGUGUGUUUGCUUUGUAGGCAGAAUUGGUAGUGGUUCAGUAAAGUCUGGCUUUAAGGAA